ACCGGUGACCGUACACGGGACUCACGCCGGGGUGCUGCUCCCGCUCUGUGCCCGCGGAACCGGCAUCUGUCCUUCACCGCACUGCGAAUCGGCAGCUUCAAACCGAACUCAUCGCCCGUUCUUCAGAUGGCGGCGCCGACUGGAGCCCGGCGUCCGCGUGGUGUCCGUCACCGCGCGGUCGUCUCCUCCGGCGGCCAAAACGGCGCGGGGCGUCUUCGUGCUCGUCGAUCGAAAGCAGCUGCCCUCACGGCUCGGCAUCGCCGGCCCGUCCGUCGUCGCGUCAUGCAGGUCUGGGCAGCACAUCUCGUGGGAAGCUGUACUUGACAAGCCACGGCCAUCAGAAUUGUCGGGUUUUCUUUUCCGCUGGACGCUAGGUGACGCCUCUUUCGCACCUGCCUCGGAUGACGGUAGCAGGUUCUCCUGGCCUCCGCUCGGUCUCGGCAACGUGACCGGCUCUGUGCUGCUGACGGUGUCGGCGGGGCCAGGCUACUCCGUCGGCGGACGAGGAGGACGGCGGUCUCAGCUCCGCGCCUCCACCAACGUUACCGUGCUGCGAUGCGCGCAGGUGCUGCGCUUCGCGGCCUCACCCGCGGCGUUCGGGGACAGCAGCGUGUUCAGCGCGUCCGUGUCCGGCACCGCUCCGCUGUCCGUGCGCGCUGUCUUCCACGACGGCGCCCAGAGGCGGUGGACCACGAGGCACGACGCGUGGACUGUUCGCUUCAGCCGCCUUUACGUCCGCACCGGCUCGUUCCACGUGACUCUCAGCUGCACGAACCGAGCCGGCACCGUAACUCGCUUUGCCGUCGCUGUCGUAGAAGAACCCGUCUCCGGUCUGAGGAUGACGGUACGCAGGCCUGCGUCCUUUCCUCUGGUGCCGCUCGACGAAACCGUGGAGCUGGAGGCCGAGCUGAUAUCUGGCACGGGACUGACCUUUCGCUGGAGAAUCGCUGAUGGAAGAUCGAUCAACGAACCAGCAACCGUGGAAACCCGAGGAAGAACGAGCAUCGCACGUCACCGGUUCAGCGUUCCGGGCACGUACAACGUCAGCGUGUCCGCCUCCAACGGCCUGCUGUCGCGCAGUGGCGCCUAUCGCGCGGCCCACAUCGGGCGGCCGUUGAGAGUGGUGGAAGCCAUUGAUGGCCUCGCCGCCGACGUCAUCGGAGGCCGCUACGCGGUUCUGCUGCCGCCUUGCCGCGUCAGUGGCGACUCCGAAAAUGAAGGAACCGCCAGCUUGCCGACGACGCCUUCCCCCACGCGCAGUACCGGUCGUCGUGGAACCGGCGAGCCCUGUCUUCGGGACUGUGGGCAUCCUUCGGAGAUGAUACGCUCAAGACCUGGCGGUCACUCUCACGCUGUUCACCUAGAAGAAGAGAACGCGGCGACAUAUCUGCAUCGGUCGGUGACAUUACCGUCUGCCAUCUCCCUGAAUGAACGCGCCUCGCGGAAUCUGGAAGCCUCACUUCCGGGAGCGGAGGAGGAAGUCCAAGGUGACCAUAGUACCGCGAUAACGAGUGCCCCGCGCGUGCUCCUACCUGACCGUGCGCCUCGCCAAGUGAACCGAGGAACUGCAAGAAAACGGGACGACGUCCACCGGCUGUCGCCAAAGGCUCGAGGCGGCUUGUUGAUGCGGAGUCCGGACGGCCAAGUGUCACCGAGGCUCUGGCGGGAACAGAAGCGCCAACCGUCGCCGCCGCCGCCGCAGCAUCAAAAGCAGCCGCACGAUUGUCGUUCGAGUGGCGUCCACUUCGGCGCCCACGUUGCCAGGGGCUCGGACGUGGUGUUCGUCUUCCAUUUCGGUGACGGCACCAAUCAGCGCGUGGAGCCGGCCACCACGGCGUCUCGACAAGGCAUCGGAUCGAUGGCGCAGACCGCUGCCUCGGCCGUCGUGACCCAUCACUACAAGCGCGGAGGACGUUUCUCGGUGUCGGUGAUGGCCAGCAACCCGCUGGGCAGCGUGACCAGGCUCAUCGAUCGGCCCGUGUACGUGGGCAGCCCCGCCGAGGGCCUGACGCUCGAGCCGAGCGAGUACGCCGUGGUCGCGGCCGGCCGCAGCGGCUCGAUCCGGGCCGCGCUGCGUCGGGGCGCAAACGCCACCGUCGCCUGGGAACUGCGCUCGGCCGACGACAUCACCGCGCCGCCGGUUCGGCGGCUACGUGCCACGGACACCGGCACCACCUUCGAGCGCGUGUUCGAAUCGCCUGGAACCUACCACCUAAUGGCCGAAGCAAGUAACCCGGUCACCGAAGGACUUGAGCUCCCUCGCCCCAGGGCUCAAGUCAAGGUUCUCGUGCAGGAAUUGUUGCGAGAGGCGUCCCUGUGCGUCGGGCCGCCCGCUGCUGCCGAGACGUGCGCGCCCGCAGACGUGACGUUGCCCCUGGAGAAGCGGCUUCUGUUGCGAGCCUCGGUGGUGCCCGCCACGGAGAAGACGCUGCGCUUCCUCUGGUCUCUGAAGCCGCAGCAAGAACGCUACGUCACGGACGCGGCCGCUGUGAACCUUCGCCCCACGGGGCCUGGAACCUACGCGGUCAGGGUAACCUGCCAGAAUCACGUGAGCUCUGUGUCAUCGCCAGAGCUGGUGCUUCGUCUUGUCGAGCGGGUGACCAACCUGAACGGAAUCAACGUCCUGGGACCGGUGCUGGUGGCUCGGCCUACGCGCCUGCGAGCUGUCUACACGACGGGCAGCGACCUGACCUUUCUGUGGAACUUUGGAGACGGCAGUAAUCCGGUCUCGGUCAGCGCCGGACCUGAGGUGUCGCACACGUUCACCAGGGUGCGAGAGUACUGGAUCAAGGUUGUCGCCUACAACGCCUUCAGUCGCGCCGAGUUCGAGACGAACGUGUUCGCGACGGAGCAGCCCUGCAGCAAGCCCGAACUGCGCCUCCACCGGUUCACGGAGGUCCGCUUCAACGAAAACGUGUACGUGGAGGCAGCCGUCAGUACAUCGUGCCCUAUCUCGGCCAAGAUCAGGUACUCGUGGACCGUCCUGAACGCGACAGGGUCGCACGUCGUCUUCAAGCACAGCGGUGGCGCCCUCUCCCGGAAGGACCUGCUCCUGCCUGCGGGAACGCUGCCCGUAGGCCGGUACCUGCUGUCGCUCAAGGCCCGCAUGAUGCCCACGGCCGUGUACGCCAUCGCGAAUGCGACACUGGCAGUUGUGCCGCCUCCGGUCAGCUUCAGCAUCGCGGGCGGCUCGUGGCGAACCAUCGGCCCGUCUGCGAUCGUCAUCCUCGAGACCGAGGUCUACCCGCCUGACCUCACCGACUACAUAAUUACUUGGAAGUGCGAGGUGCUGAACGACGCUCACGCUGACUGUUUCACGCACCCUGUCCCAUUGUUAUUGGCCAAGCGAAGCACCAGGACGCUGCGUUUCCUCGCUUCCUCACUGAACUCCAAAAGUGCCUUCCUCUUCACUGCAAUGCUGACCCUGGGGAACGCCUCCUCUCACAUUGCACAGCAGGUCCUGAAUGCAUCUGAAACCGGCCCUCAAUCUCGGCUCAUUGAUGUAAGCUGCCAGUCAUGUGACUAUGAAAGACACAUGCGAAGUCACGAAAAAGUGACGUUCACUGCGUCAUGCCAAGACUGCGACCCCAGCGAGGAGCUCGACUUCGAGUGGUCAGUGUGGAGCCUCUCGGAUCACAAGAGCCUCCACCAUGGUGAUGACCACUGCUAUGGCAGUAUUGGCAGCACCCAAAUGCGUCUGGACAACAGCAGUGCUCAGGUUGGCCGAACGCCUCACCGAAGAGCAUAUGGCAUUCAACACGCAUUGCACCAAGCUGGUUCAAGAAGUCCACUUCCACCGUUUCCACCAUUUCCAGACUUUGCCAAUGGCACAGGAUCUGCAAAAAAUGUUCAUUUUGAGCCAACUGAAAACCAUCGGUUCACCCGCCUUGGAAAACAACAACGUUCUAAUGUUCCAAAAGGACCGAGACGAAUUGACAGCAGGCUUGGCGUUGUAUCUGCGGACAGUAGGUCUGCAUCGGUAUUGAGGAAGAUUUUCGGAUAUUCCAGAAAAAGAGUUGAAGUCAGCAGCUUUGUGAGCUCGUUCCGCCACAGCAGAUGGCUGGUCCUCCAACCAGGAGCACUGAUAGCCAAAUGUUCCUACGCAGUUCAUGUGAAGGUUCGCCGAAAAGUUUCAAAUGACACCGUGGGAGAAGCAAGGGAGAGGAUAACAGUUGGAGGUGGGACGUCAGGAGGUCAGUGCAAGGUCCAGCCUCGCACCGGUGUCGCUCUGGAGACGCUUUUCACGGUGAACUGCUCCAUUUGGAAAGGUGGCCGUAAACCGUACGCAUACGUCAUCAGCUAUGGCCUGUCCCCUGCUGGCCCCUGGCGACAACUUUACCGCGGCUCUCAUUCCACCUCUUCAUUUUGGCUGCCUCCCGGAAUGGCCUCACAAAACAACUCUGUGCACAUCAGGAUGGUCAUCCACGACGCCGAUGGAUUUCGAUUGUGCGUUCCACAAACAAGUGUGUUGAGAGUGCUGAAUUCGAUGGAUCUUUUUGUUAUGAAAAACAAAACUUCCCACCUGUCACCAAGAAUAGCCAGACUAUUUGAUGACCAGCAAUACCAAGCAGCACUGAACAAACUUCAAGUACUUAUAACUGCGCUUAGAAGUACUGAGGCACCAAAGAGCACUUUGCGCACAUACCAACUCGACCUCUUCAGAAGCGUAUGGCGAUUUGCAAUAUGCGUACUGCGGAACUUGGAAUCCCUUCCUGUAAACACAGUGCAAGCUUUUAUUCAAACAUGGAAUAUUAUUGUGGAGCCCAUAUUUCCGGGAGAAGAACACGACCUCAUUGCAGCAUCCCAGCUGCUUCAGUUCUUUGUUCAGGAUGUUCAAACGAGCCAGCUAGCCACGUCAGGACAAUUUGAAGCUGUAGUGCAGGAACUUGUCACUGCUCUGGGCCAUCUAAUUAAAUCAGCGCAGACACUCAGUCUGCACACGUGGCACAUCUUCUACGAACGCAUUCACACUAUCGAAGACAUGAUAAAGAGUUUCAUUGAAGACAACUACGUUUCUCGAGAGGCACUGCAUUUUUCCUCAGCUUGGCUCGAGCUUUCUGUAUUUGAUGCUUCCAUGGACGUACAGUGCUCUGUUGCCUCAGGACAAACAGCUUUUCACCCGGACACUGGCACUAUAUUACACAGCGUCACUCCCCUAAACAGUCCGGGCGCCCCGCCAAAGCAGCCUACGUUUUGCCUGGUGUACAGGUUUCCUUUCUUUGCAUUCAGUCCUCGAGCACCGUUACUAAAUUGCCGACCCCCAAGUAUGGCAUCAACGUUUGCCCUAAACCCAAGUGCUGCGACUCCUGCGCAAGGACCUUACGUAGUGAAUUUUCCCCGUCAAAAUAUGCAGCACAACAAAGAUUUUGUCCUGAGCCCAGGCACAGUUCAUGCACACAGUCUGAAAAAUUUGCAAGAUCAGUCGCGAUCCCACCUGUACAUAAGAGUGGAGACAGGGUACGUCGCCGAUGGUCUUCAAGUGUAUCUGAGCCAUGGUACUGAACAGCUGGUCAUAUCUCAUGGCAUCAGAGUUCGUCAAAUAUUUAAUGUGACGGAGAUUUACAUUGACAAAGAAGCCUUCUAUGACCACAAUGAUUGCCAGUUGACCAUCGCACGAGAGCCACAACGCAUUGGAAACUGGAAGCUAACAUAUGGUUCUUCAAGCUUGGCAUAUCAACUGGAAGGCUUUGGGCAGGAGUGCUUGCAGUUCUCUCCCGAAAAGGCUGUGUGGGACGCACGUGGCUGCUUAGUCACUGACUCAACAAAUGUGCAGUCUGUUCAAUGCAAGUGCCAAGGAGGACCCCCCAUCAUAUCCAUGAUCUCAGGCUCUCUCGAACUGCAGCUUGUUGAGCUGCCAGCAUACAAGGUAUUUGGCAAGCAGAUCAACCAGGUCGUCAUAUCUUUUCUGGUGGCAACCAUGGCUGUCUACACCCUGGCAACGUGGUGGUUAUGCGGUGGCGACAAGCGUGCGAUACGUGGUGGUCCAAGAGGGGGCCAUGUAUUUGCAUUGAAGACGGCACGAUCGACAGCGCAACACCUGUAUGUGAUCACUGUUCAGACUGGACCUUUCUUCAAUGCAGGGACGUCAGCAGCGGUGUCAAUGAUACUUCAUGGAGAGACAGGAGAUUCAGAGGUGAUAAAGCUUGCUGACAGCCACCAAGUUCUUCAAAGAUGUUCCACAGUUGCCUACCUGGCUGGCACGAACAUCGCUCUAGGAAAUCUUGCAAGUGUCGAGGUCUGGCAUGACAACUCUGGAGAAUUUCCAUCUUGGUUCUUGGAAGACGUGACUGUGGUGCACUGGAAUACACAACGCACUUGGCACCUUGUUUUUGAUGAGUGGCUCUCCACAAGCAGCAAGGAUGGCAGAAUCGAAAGGGAGGCGUUCGUUUCGAAGAACAGCCCAGCCGUGCUGAGGACUAUGCAGCGCUCAUUGAUACGUGCGCUUAGCGAGCAUCACUUAUGGCACUCUACUGUGACAAUGAAAAGUUGCUCUUGUUUCUCGCGUGGCCAGCGGCUUUUACUGUGCCUUUCGACAGUGCUUUUCUCAGGUGCACUGAGCGCACUUCGCAUCUUCUUCGCAGAUGUUGAGCCUGCAGCAACUGGUCUAUCAGCACAAUACGUUGGUGAAGCAGGCCUUGUCUGUCUCAUAGUCCACCUAGUUCACCAAGUCCCUACGGCAAUCUUCAGACACUAUGACUGCAUGGCUUUGCUGCAAAAUCUCUGGACCAGGUUCAGGAUGCUGCUUUUCUGCAUGUUCGAUGCGACAUGUGGCCGGGCAACCCGUGGACAAAGCACCCCCUCAUACUCGUCAUCCAGCUACAGCCUGGACACACUGUAUGGCAUAUACAGAGCGCGAACUGAAGGCACUGGAGGCAGUGCUGGUGGCCAGUCGUUUCACUUGUCGCAGUUCAACGAAGAAGAUGUUAGCUACACUCCGAGCAGCACCAACAGUUCUGCUCAACUGAGAAAAGUGCAGUUGCAUCAAGAAGAAAGCACACCUGCCCGUAGCAGUGAAGCAUCUCCCGAUGAACAAGCAGCAGCAGGUCGACAGAACUUGGAAAGCGGGGAGGCGGAGGAGGAAGCUGCCCUUAGCAACACUGCAUCGCCACUGGAAGCAGCUUUGGCCAACUUGGUUAAGCUUCAACGCCAGUACCGGAGAAAUGAUAAUCCUUUUGGAGAUGGCUACUUGGAGUCCCAGGAGAGGAGCCCUUCACCUUCUCUUAGAGACUCUGAGUUAACGUGCCUUGAUUUUGAUACUGAUGAUAAUGAAGACAGUGAUGACUCUGGAGUGGCAUACAAAGUGCCUUCACUGGCAGACUCAGCAGCCGACCGGCUUACCUGGCUGGUCGGCUUGCUUGGCUGGCUCUUGGUGGCAGGGCUCACUUUGGGCUCUCUCUGCACCCUUGUCUGUUGCACUGAAAUGUUCCUGGCUGGUGCAAAUGCUUUGUGUUUCGAAAUAACAGCAGUGGCUGUAUUGUGGUCAAUCUUCAUAGCUUAUCCAAUACAAGCCUGCGUGGUGUCCACAUGUACAUAUAUGUGCUGGCACCUCUCUCAGAAGCCACAGAGUGCCUUCCUUAUGCUUCCAUGUGCGUGCAACGAUGCCCUGCAACGCCUUCUUCGACGCAUCCGCAUCCCCGCUGCAACCCCACUGCUUCCCCUUCGGCACUGCAAGCGUUUAUCCAAACACCCGUCACGUCGCGCAGCUGGUUCUAUGACUCAAGAUAGUGGACACUGCUAUGCUGGAGUUGAUGGCUUGGACACGACAUGGGUACAGCGCUGGCAUCCCGGUCACCUACUGCACCACUUAAUGCGAUAUCCUUCAGAGAGGAAGCUGGUUGUCAUCAGGAGGCGGUGUCUGGCGAUGGUAGCAGUCUUCAAAGCAACGAGAUAUUGCGUCUCCUCUGCAUUGUUGAUAACGGUGCUGCUGGCAAAUGCCGUAAGCGAGAACGUGGAAGAGUUGUACCGUCAGCGUCAGAGCAUCAGGCGGUUCAUUCGCAGCACGAAUGGAGUCGGUUGCGAUCCCCACGGUCGUCGGCCGGAGAGACAGCUUCUCACCACGUUGUGCGAUGAUGACUCUCACAGCCUGCUUCUUGCCACCGGAUCAGUGCUUCUGCAGCCUUCCCGGGUGUGUAUUCACGGCGAACACGUGGGGUUCAACAGAAACCACUCUUUGUGCCCACUUGUCACACAAGAAGCUGGCCAUGCUACAUUUGAAAGGUGUCAUGAACGUUCAGACGAUGCGGCCGUACGGGACCCUGCACUUAAGCUUCAACUGUACAAUCAUGCUCUGAAAAUUCUCAGCUGUUUGGCAGUAGUUCAGACGUGCGCCUUCAAUCGGACCAACUUCCAUGUCUCCGUUUCUGCACACAUGCUUCCUCACUCGGACUCACCGCUGACGGCGGGGUUCUUAGAGGUAUGCCUCCUAGCAAUUCUUUGCUGCAAGUUGAGAUCGUUAUGUUGGAGGGGCCUGAAGCUGAAAUGGCCGCUGCUUUGUCAAUUCUGGAACAUCCACGAGAUAUCCGUUGUUAUGUGUGGUGUGUGCUACUGCAUUUGCUACUUCAUCCGGGCAAGCUAUCGAUGCUAUCUUUCGUCUCACCUGCACGACGAAGAAGACUUGUCUGCGGUGGUUGAAAGACUCUCUGUGACGGACAGCGCUUGCCAAAGUCUACUUGGAUGUUUACUGUUCUUGGCGAUGCUCGGAAUCUUCCGAGGUGUCUACGUAAGCAGGCAUCCACACGGGUUUCCCAUCCUGCUUCAGCUGAGGACGUGGCGAAAGCAGCUGGUAUACCUUGUCCUCUGCUGGUUAUUCUUGGUUGCGUCAUCAUCCUGGCUGCUACGACCACAGCAAGGACGUGAGCGGGGUCUGCUGCGCGGCAGCGUGGCCGCGUCGGGCCGUCUUCUGAGGAUACCCACUGUCCUGCUAGCAGACGGCUGCGAGUUCGUUGGAAGCAGCCGCCUCGUCAGCUUGAUCGGCAUGCUCGCCGCCGUAUUCGGUGGAUUCCUGGUGUUCGCCUUGGUGGCGCGCCUCUUCACGCUACAAAGGCUGCGUCGUGACCAGACCUGUCCAGUGUUGCCGUUCCGUGAAUUCCUGAGCUACCUUUGGUUGAAAACUCGCAUUCUGCGAGGCCAGGCCGCCUGCAGAAGUGCCUCCGCCGGCAACCCCGAUUUGAGUCCGCCAGACACGCUCAAACUACUGCUGGAGCUGGAGCGAGUGGCCUCGGAGAUGGCGGAAAGAGCGGACCGCCUGUUUGCCGUGCCAAACGAAGAAAAGGUUGAACGCUGGAAGUCCCUGCACCUGAAAACAACGCGUGCCCCUCCCAACACCGUUAGCAGCAAGAAAAGCGACUGAAGAUCCUCCAACUUCGCCUCUGCUACUGCUCCGGUGUACACUUCUAUUUUACGGAAAGUAGUUUUUAAAAGAGUGAUAUCUCACUGUCAUCGGUUUAAACAAAGAGAAAGAAACAGCACGGUGAAACCAUAGAGCUUGUCAAGUCCCAAGAACUAUGGCCGGAAAAAUUACACUGUGUGUUAACUUUUAACAUUAUACAAACGAAUGACGCAAGAUAAUUUGUAUAGCCAUGGAGCCCUCAGUACUGUGCAAGACUGCACAGGAUACAUAAGCAGAUUGAGGAGUAUUUUACUUUCUUUCUUUUAAGUGUGAAGCUAUAGAGCACUUUAUAUGCCAAUUAUUUUUUCUGCGCUUGUGCAACAGUUUAGCGAAUGCAUCUUGGUUUUCCAGGAUCCAGCACUUUACUUUCCGGCGUCAUCCGUUCUUUCACAAGUGCCACGUGCAGAUCGCGCAAGUUUUUUUUCUUUAUUCACAUCGUUAGCUGACAAAUGAGUGCUCAUGUACAAUUUUUAAAGUAAUAAACACAUGAUUCAUGA
Molecule: messenger RNA, 9885 nt
Organism: Dermacentor andersoni
Lineage: Eukaryota; Metazoa; Arthropoda; Arachnida; Ixodida; Ixodidae
Biological process (GO): calcium ion transport
Cellular component (GO): plasma membrane
Molecular function (GO): protein binding; monoatomic cation channel activity
Source: RefSeq, a predicted model, not a curated record